This is a messenger RNA of Papilio xuthus (Asian swallowtail), 29425 nucleotides long. It is a transcript of the gene bent, whose product is annotated as projectin protein bent. NCBI's taxonomy places the organism in Eukaryota, Metazoa, Arthropoda, Insecta, Lepidoptera, Papilionidae. The record is from RefSeq and is a predicted model, not a curated record. The transcript is spliced from 155 exons. Bases 281 to 29425 code for a protein of 9714 amino acids. Gene Ontology annotation, molecular function: protein kinase activity; protein binding; ATP binding. Gene Ontology annotation, biological process: protein phosphorylation.
UCAGCCAACAUUUUCAUAGUUUAGUUACGACUCCGACAACGACCCGACGCGUCCCGCCGCCGGCGAAACUAUCCCGAUUUCUCGACGAAUCCAGUUUCUAAUAACCUUCGUCAAGUUCUCGAUCGAUCGUUCGAUUUGUACUAUUGUGUGUUUGUGUUCAUCUCAAGUGCUUUGUGUAUCUAUAUUUAUUUGGAUUACUUUCAUCUGAUUUAGUUGGUGUAGGAGUUCGUGAGUUAGGAGAGGCUGUUGUUUCCGGCAGUAAUGACCCGCAGUUAGCACGAUGGGGGUGUCUGACGAUUUAGCCCCGAGCUUCACGCAGAAGCCGCAGCUGCGCCAGGAAGAUGACGGCAACAAACUCAUCUUCGAGUGCCAACUGCUGGCCUCCCCCAAGCCGGAGAUCAGCUGGUACCGCAGCGAUGAGCUCCUUAAAGAAGAUAGCAGAACUGCGUUUAAAAUCCAAAGCAUCGCGAACAACAAGUUCCUGGUGGUGCUGGAACUUGACGACGUGAUCGAGACGGACGCGGGGCUGUACAAGGUCAAAGCUAAGAACAAGAUGGGCGAGGUGGCCGCCUCCAUCAAUCUUAACUUUAGCCCCGCUGACGAGGAUAAACAGAAACAAGUGGACGGCAAAGCGCCAACGUUCGCGCGCAAGCCGGCCAUAAGGCAGGAGGACGACGGCAAGCGACUCAUCUUCGAGUGCCGUAUUGAGGCAACGCCCGUGCCCAGCGUCGUCUGGUUCCACAACACGACUGAAGUCAAACCCGGAUCCAGACAUAAACUAACAGUAAGCAAAGACGGCAAGUCGUACUACGCCUCGUUGGAAAUCAACAACGUGACAGUAGAGGACGCAGGCAAAUACCGGGUGACAGCCAAGAACGAGCUUGGAGAGAGCAAUGCAACAAUCAGCUUGAAUUUCGACAGCGACGAAGCCCCCGUGCCUGAAGACUCAAUCAAACCUACUUUUACGGAGAGGCCCGUCAUCAGGCAAUCGGAGGAUGGUACCAAAAUCACUUUCGAAUGUCGAUGCGUUGGCAAACCGAAACCAACCGUCACAUGGUACCAUGGUAAAAAGAUAGUAAAAGAAAGUAAUAGAUACAAAAUAACGCUCGAGGAGGAUCAAACUUUAUAUUACAUGGCGCGACUAGAAAUCAUAGGCGUAGAAAAUUCUGAUAAGGGAGAGUAUAGAGCUGUAGCAAAAAACAAAUACGGAGAAGGCGUAGCGAAAAUCAAUUUAAAUUUUGAAGGUGGAGAUAAACCAAAAAUUCCUGCUGGUAAAGCACCAAGGUUUCCUAAAAAGCCCACUAUUAGACAAGAUGGUGACUUACUAAUUAUGGAAUGUAUACUUGAAGCACAUCCAAUGCCAGAUAUCACAUGGUUCCAUGGAGAUACAGAAAUUAAAGAUGGUGCUAAAAUGAAAAUGUCUAGAAAAGCAAUUGGAAAAGAUACUUUCAACUUAACCUUAGAAAUCUUAAAUCCGACCAAAGAAGAUGGCGGAAAUUAUCGAUGUAACGCCUUUAACGUAUUUGGUGAAAGCAAUGCUAACAUUGCUCUCAAUUUUCAAGGUGGGGAUGAUGAAAAUGGCUUUGCUCCAUCAUUCAUCGAGAAACCAAGAAUAAUUCCUAACGAGGAUGGCACGUUAAUAACAAUGAGGUGUGUCUGCAAAGCAAAGCCGGCGGCAGAAGUAACGUGGUACAGAGGCACAACGGUUAUCAAGGCUAGCAGUAAAAUUCAAAUUAAGUCGACCGUAAUUGGCGAAGAUGUUUAUGAACUUGUAUUGCUCUUAUCAAACCCUACUGCAGCGGAUGGUGGCGCUUACCGCUGUCACGUAAGAAAUGAAUUUGGCGAGAGCAAUGCUAAUCUAAACUUAAAUAUUGAGGCUGAACCAGAACCCGAAGGUGAAGGGCCAUCAUUUGUUGAAAAGCCCACUAUUCAGUCUAAAGACAACGGAAAAUUGGUCAUUAUGGGUUGUAAAGUGAAAGCUAGCCCGAGACCGACUAUCGUGUGGUAUCACGAAGGUAGAGAAAUAAGGGACUCGUCGAAAAUUAAAACCAGGGUCGAAGUCAAAGAAGAUAUUUAUACAAUUAUUUUGGAACUCAUUGACCCUGGUAUUGAUGACUCCGGAUUGUAUAAAUGCAACAUCAAAAAUGAACUUGGAGAGCUCAAUGCCAAUCUAACGCUCAAUAUUGAAAUCAUUCCAGUUAUCAAAGAGAGACCAAAGAUCAUUAAAAUAGUUAAGAAGAAGACUGUGAUCGUUGAAUGUAAAGUAUUAAGUAAAUUUGCACCCUCUUGUACGUGGUUUAAGGAAGCAAGUGCAGUCAAAGAAGAUUCCAGGCACACAGUAUUGAUUGAACCACUGAGAGAAGGCGAAUUUACGGUUAAAUUAGAAAUUUCAAAUAUUUCUCAACAAGACAAAGGCUCUUACAAACUUGUUGCUAGAAACGAGAAGGGCGAGGCUACGUCUCAGCAAGUUGAGAUCACUGAUAUUCCUGAGGAAAAGGGCGAUAAGCCGUAUAUCAUUAAACAUCUGAGAAGUCUCGCAAGAAAAGAAAAUGAAGAAGCCGAAUUUGUAGCAGUUCUCAAGACAUCAGACCAAUCUUGUAGAUGUACUUGGUAUAAGAAUUCUACAGUUAUCAGAGAUUCAUCUGAGAUCAACACUUCCUUUGAUGGCACCAACGCACGACUUAUCAUUAGAAAGGUGUCAACUAAGUAUGUCGCAAACUACAGAGUUGUAAUACGAAACGAAUUCGGCGAGGACGAAUCCAGUGCUGACCUAACUCUUGUGGAAGAAAAGAAAAAGAAAAAGGAGGAGGAGGAGGAAGAAACAACCGUCAUAGAGGAAUCUGAAGAGGAAAUGUCUAUAGUAGAAGAAAAAUCGGUAAUUGAGGAAAAUCAUGUAGACGAAAGGAAACAGGAACAGAUUCAACAAGAAGAAGAGAUGCAAAUAAUUCAAGAAAAGAAAUCCGCUGCAAAGAAAGUAACAAAGAAAGAACAAACGAAAGUGGAAGAAAGCAAACAAGAAAUGACGAUUGAAGCAAACAAAACGGAAGCUCAAUUAGAAGUAAAGAAAGUUGAAGCUAAGAAAACCGAAGCUAAAAAAUCUGAAGCUGAGGUUGAAGAAACCAAAAAAGUCUUGGAAAAGAAGACCGCAAAAACUGAAGAGGAAAAGAAGGCACUUUUAGAAAAAAUUGAAGAAAGAAAGAAGAAACCAGAACCUGAACCUGAAGCCAAAAUCGAAGGUAUUCCAAAAUUAAAACCAGUGAAGCCUAAAGAAGAAGAAACUAAAGCUGUAGAAGAAAAGAAGGAGACAACCAAAAAGGUCGGCGAGAAAAAGAAGGUCGUCAAAAAGAAGGUUGUUUCUAAAAAAGAGGCCGAAGACGAAUUCGAGUUCGAGGAUGAUUACGAGCGUCCUGUCUUGGAGAAAUACGAAAAAAUUACACCAACACCACUGUAUAAAAAACCUAAAAAAGAUGACAUUCCUAAGGGUAAACGGGCGUCCAUGUCUGAGAACAUUGAAAUUGAAGAAAUCGAAAGUGAAGAAGAACCAUCAUCGGCUGGACCUGUACCUGAUAAGAAACAAAAACCUGAAAACAAAGAAAAGGUUGAAGAUGAAACGAGACGACCUAGCAUUAAAAAGGGUGUUCCAAAGCCCGAAGAACCCGUGGAUGAACUAUCAAAAGUUAAGUUAUCCAAAGGUCCAACAAAACCAGACCAAGUAGAACCAGAAGAGCCUCAAGUUGCUCAGGUCAAAAAAUUGGCUAAAAAGCCUGAAGAAGAUAAAGAGUACGUCGAUGAUUAUGAAAAGCCAGAUUUAGAGAAAUACGAUAAAAUGUCUCCAACAAGUACAGACAGAAAUAAAAAACAAAACGGAGUUAAAGAGGACGAAAUGAUUGUCGACGAUUACGAGAAACCAGAGUUGGAAAAAUAUGAAAAAGUUAGUCCAACGCCUAAAGGCAAACGAGGUUCUAAAGACAUUCAGGAUGACGUGGAUAUUAUGAAAGGUAAAAUUAAACCCAAAGAUAAAGAAGAAGAACCACAAAUGCCAACAUUGCGUAAACGUUCUGUACCUAAAGAUAAGGACGAAGAAAAGAAACCCGAAGAAAAACCAAAGAAGAAAACUGUCAAAAAAGUUGAAUCGGGUACUAAAAAACGAUCAUCUAUCAAAGAAAAGGAGGACGAAUUAAAGUUCGAAGAUGAUUACGAGCGUCCAGUAUUGGAGAAAUACGAAAAAAUUACACCAACACCAUUACCCAAAACACGUAAAAAGGAUGACAUUCCUGAGGGAAAACGACCAUCAAUAUCUGAAAAAAUCGAGAGUAUUGAAAGAGACGAAGCUGAAAUAUCUGAACCAGAACCGGACAAAAAACCCAAAACCGACGGCAAACAAAAGGUUGAAGAAGAAAUAAAGCGGCCUUUCGAUAAAAAGGGCAUUUCUAAACCUGAAGAAUUAAUUGACGAGUUAUCAAAUAUCAAACUAUCACAAGGUCCAACUAAACCUGGCGACGAAAAACUUGAAGAACCACAAGUUGCUCAGGUUCAUAAGUUAGUUGGAAAGCCUGAUGAAGAAAGAGAGUACGUUGACGAAUAUGAAAAGACAGAUGUAGAUAAACUUGACAAAUUAUCGCCAGUAAGGACAGAUAAAACUAAAACGAGAAAAGAUUUACAAGAGGAUGAAAUGAUUGUCGACGAAGACGAAAGGUCAGAAUCGGAAUAUGAAAAGGUUACCCGUACCACCAAAGGCAAACGCGGUUCUAAAGACGUACAGGACGAGGUGGAUGUUAUGAAAGGUAAAAUUAAACCUAAAGAUAAAGAAGAAGAACCACAAAUGCCAACAUUACGUAAAAGUUCUGUACCAAAAGAUAAGGAUGACGAUAAAAAACCUGAAGAGAAACCAAAGAAGAAAACUGUUAGAAAAGAUAAACCGACUAUUAAAAAACGUCCAUCGAUUCAAGAAAAGGAGGACGAAUUUGAGUUUGAAGACGAUUACGAGCGUCCAGUAUUGGAGAAAUACGAAAAAAUUACACCAACACCAUUACCCAAAACACGUAAAAAGGAUGACACUCCGCAGGGAAAACGGCCAUCAGUGUCAGAAAAUAUUGAGAGUAAGGAUGUUGAAAGUGAAGAAGAACCAUCCAUAGCAGAACCCGUACUUGAUAAAAAACCAAAAGUUCCCAGUAAAGAAAAGGAUGUAGAUGAAACAAGACGACCUAGCAUUAAAAAGGGUAUUCCUAAGCCGGAGGAGCCCGUGGAUGAACUAUCGAAAGUUAAGUUAUCCAAAGGUCCGACAAAACCAGAUCAGGUAGAACCAGAAGAGCCGCAAGUUGCUCAGGUUAAAGGGUUGGCUAAAAAGCCUGAAGAACAGAAAGAUUACGUUGACGAAUAUGAAAAGCCAGAUCUAGAAAAGUACGAUAAAGUAUCACCAACAAGCACAGAUAGAACAAAAACACAAAACAAUUUAGAAGAGGACGAAAUGAUUGUUGACGAUGACGAAAAAUCGGAAUUAGAAGAAAAUAAAAAAGUUAGACGUGCAAGCAAAGACAAACGUGGUUCUAAAGACGUUCAGGACGAGGUGGAUGUUAUGAAAGGUAAAAUUAAACCCAAAGAUAAAGAAGAAGAACCACAAAUGCCAACACUACGUAAACGUUCUAUACCUAAAGAUAAGGGCGAUGAACAAAAACCAGAAGAAAAACCAAAGAAAAAAACGGUUAAAAAAGUUGAACCGGGUACUAAAAAACGACCAUCUCUAAAAGAAAAGGAGGUUGUGGAAGAAGAAUUUGUCGAUGAUUACGAAAGGCCAGUACUUGAAAAAUACGAGAAAAUCACACCGACACCAAUACAGAAAAAGAAGAAGGAUGAAAAGAAACCAGAUGAGGAAGUACCUUCCGAGUCAUUCACAUCUAGGCGUCCUUCUUCUAAAGACAAGCCAGAGCCAAUGGAUGUCGAUGAGGAGGUUCAGUUGAGUAAACCGAAAGCUCCGUCGAAACCAGCACCUGAAGAUGUCUCAUUAACACACAAAACACCAGCAGAAUUCACUCCUACGGAGGACGAGGCUGAGGCGAAAUUGAACGUUAAAAAGCCAGAAAUCGUUGAGGAAAAAACAUUUAAGAAACCAUCUCCCAAAGACAAAAAGGGUGAGGACACAGAGGAGUCUGUCAGUCUCACCAAGCCUCGCACUAAGACAAGCACCACUGCUCCGGAGGAUGCAUCUCUUACGCACAAGACACCAGCUAAGAAAGAGCCAACGGAGGGAACUGAAGCGGCAUCACUCAAAGUUAAAAAGCCAGCUGUUGUCAAGAAAGGAGUCAAAGAUGACAAAGAGGAGCCUUUGGCUAUUCACGGAGGCAAAUUCGAAAUACCAAAACUUAAGAAAACCGUUAAGAAAACUACAGACAAACCUAAACAGGCAACACGUAGUGAACAGGAAAUAAACGAUGGGUAUGAGCUUGACUUUGUUGACGACUACGAGCGACCGGUAUUGGAGAAGUAUGAAAAGAUUUCUCCCACGCCUACAGUCAAGGAGAAGAAAGAAAAAGAACAAACAACGACUGAAAGCAGAAGAACUUCGAUUCAGUCAGAGAUGAAAGAAGAAAUCAAAACAGAAAGCCGUAGAAGUUCAAUCAUUGAAAACAAAGCACUUAAGCUUACAAAAGAAACUGCUGAAAGUAGAAAGUCGUCGAUUUCUUCAAUAUCUGAACAACAACAAGUAUCCGCUGUACGCAAGGGUUCGCUCAAGACCGCCGUAAGAGAAUCUGAAGUAAAUGAAUUAGAGCAAAUAAAAUUAAAGGACGACACUAGUAAAGGCAAAUCAGAAGAAAAACACGACGAAUACACUGAAAACAUAACAGAAACACAAUACCCAUGGCGUACAACAAAACCAAACACAGAGGAAACAAAUGACAAAACAACACCAAAACGCAGUGUUAGCUUAGACCAACCUAGAAAGUCAUCCUUCCCCUGGCGGCGAUCAAGUAAAGGAGAGGACGGUGAAGAUGACACAGAAACAAACACAACACAAACAAAACGAACAUUACACAAAACACCAGAAGAACCUACACUCACUACACGGCGUCCUUCUAAACAUGAUGAGGAUACAAGUGCCACAAAACAAGAUACAGACAAUAAAACAGAUAAAACUGAUUCAAUAGAAUCUAAUUAUCCAUGGCGACGUCGUAGCCUAAAGAAAGAGGAUGCGAUAGAGCCAACAUCAAAUAAAGCUACAGAUAUUUUAUCCAAUCCUUUGGAUAAUGAAAAUAGUGUAGAUAAACCGAUUACUAAUAAAAACAAUGAAUACACAAAUAACGAAAAGGACAAGUACCCAUGGCGUCGAUCUAGUACCACAAAAGAGAAAACAGAAACACCUGAGCGCAAAGAGCCAAUUCCAAGUUCAGAGACUAGUGAAAAAGUUGAGGUCGCUGAUGUUAACAAAGAUAAAAUACCAGAUAAACUCACAGAGCCCUCUUAUCCUUGGAGGAAACAGACAAACAAGGAGGUUCCAAUAUUUAUCACACCAGACGAUGAAACAAAGCAUAACGAAGUACCUUUUUCAUGGAACGUUAUUCCCGAAAUACCACAGGCAGAACAAACGCCGGAAUUGGAAGACAAAUUCAAGCCAACACUUCUAGACACACGUGACACUGUACCAUGGAGAAGGGCUAAGUCUCCUCAGGCUGAAGACAAGGAACAGAGCAAGCCGACUACAUUAGAAACACCACCUAGCAGCACUCCAACACCUGAUGAGAAAGUGGCAAUGAAGGAAGAAAAAGUGGAGGCGGAGGUCAAAAAGGCUAAAGCUACAACGGUUAAGAAGAAGGCAGAAGAUUUGCCAGAAAUCCCAGACUAUGAAAGGCCAGAACUUGAGAAAUACGAAAAGAUUUCGCCUACUCCCACAACCAGGGAGAAACCUGAAAAGGAUAAGCCUGCAGAUAAACCGAAAAUAGCAGAAGUCAAAGCUCCUGAAGAACCACCAGCACCAGCUGCUCCUAAAAUUAAGGAGCCUGAAGAAAAGCCAGCCGCACCUAAAAUUGAAGUUGUACGCGAGAAAUCACCAAAACCGGAAAUGCCCAGGAAACCCUCCCUGUCACCCGCUCCACCCGGAAGACGUGGCUCGCUCAUACCUCCCCCGGAGGAAAUGGGAAGACGUCCUUCUCUCAUCAUCAGCGACGAGGUCACGAAAUUACGUCCUGGAGAAGUUUUAGACGAGAAAAAGCGACGAAAAUCUGGCGACUCGAGGAGACCAUCUGUACAAGACUUGGAAGGUCUUAUUAAUAAGCCUUCAACGCCACUGAGACCCACUGGCAAUGAUGGCCCACCGGUCAUCGUUGAUGCUCCAGAGAGCAACUCCGCUGUCGAGGAUCAAGUUGGUUACCUCUCCAUAUUGGUCGAGGGUACUCCGCCGCCGACGUUCAAGUUCUAUAAGGGAGUAACAGAAAUUAUCGAGGGUGGCCGUUUCAAGUACAUCACAGAAGGUGACACGGGUCGCAUCACACUGUGCAUGAGAAAAGUAAAGCCCAAUGAUGAGGGUAAAUACAAAGUUGUUGUCAGCAACAUCCACGGCGAGGACUCUGCUGAAAUGCAACUAUAUGUAUCCGAUGCCAGUGGUAUGGACUUCAGAGCUUUACUCAAAAAGCGAAAAUACCAAAAAUGGGGUGAGAAGAAUGAAGAACCCGAUUGGGGUGACCUUAAGGAAGUUGAGAAACCAAUUCCACCUCUAAAGAAAGUUGAAAAGAAACCUGAAUCUUUCUUGAAGCCCCUUGUAGAUCAAUCCGCAAAGGAGGGUAAAGAUAAGAAGGUGACCUUUGAAGCCAUUUUCACUAAACCAAAUGCCAAGCCUAAGUGGUUCUUCCGUAAGGAUGAACUUUUCCCGGGCUCUAAGUAUAAGAUGACAAAUGAAGGAGACUCAUACAAGUUGAUCAUUAUGAAUCCCAAAGUGGAAGAUACGGGCAAGAUUACAAUUGAAAUUGGUGGCGUGACAAGCACCGCCUUCUUGCAAGUCGAUGAACCAGACCCAACGUACAGCUUUACUAAACAUUUGAAGAAAACACUUACUGGAUACACGAAGCACGAAGUAGUUUUGGAAUGUGCGGUAUCCAACAGCCUGGCGAUAGUAUCUUGGUGGAAGGGUGAAAAGAAAUUGGAAGACAGCGAUGAAUUCCAAACAUCCAAAGAUCUAUCAGGCGUAUGUAGAUUAAUUAUAAAGGCAGCCAAAUUAGAGGAUGCCGGUAAAUACAUGUGCAAAAUUGAAAAACAACCAGACAAGACUGAAUGUGAAGUUAAGAUUAUCGAAUAUCCUUACAAAUUCACCAAGGUACUAAAGUCGCAGCAGGCUAUUGAAAAGGACACCAUCACCCUACUUUGUGAACUUGACGAUGCCAUGGGUGAUGUUAAAUGGUUCAAGAACGACCAGCCACUGAAGGCUGACAAGCGUGUCUCAAUCGUCAAAGAGGGUCGUAAACGUAAAGUGGUUAUCAAGGAUGCCAAGGUCACUGAUGCUGGUAACUUCAAAUGUGUCAGUAACGCUGAUGAGACUACAUGCGAAUUGAUCGUCAAAUACUCGAAUCGCUUCAACAAGAAGUUGAAGGAUACCGAAGCAGUUGAAAGAGACAAGGUGGUUCUCGAGGUGGAAUUGCAGGACCAAACUGCCGAGGCUGUUUGGUCCUUCAACGGUACACCUAUCGUACCGGAUGAGAGGAUCGAAAUUAAGAACCUGGGCGGAGGCAAACAUCAACUUAUCUUCAAUAAGCUAGAGAUGGAAGAUGACGGUGAAAUCCUUUGUGAAUCCGGAAAACUGACGUCUUCGUGCAAACUUACAGUUAAGAAGGGUGAAUCGAAGCCAUCUAUCGAAUGCCCAGAUGAGUUUAAUGGACCCGCAGGACAUCCCUUCGUUAUUGAAGUGCCGUACAAAAUUUCAGGCACACGUCAAACUCCAAUUGAGGCUAAACUAUUCAAGGAUGGUAAAGCUCUACCGGCUAAAGAAGUCGAGGUAGUGGUGGAACAGGAGAAAAUUCUUUUCAAACUCAAAAAGCCAACGAGAGAGGGAUCUGGUAAAUACCAGAUCAAAUUGUCCAACGCUCAAGGAGAAGAUUCCAAGGAUGUUUCCAUUAUCAUGCAGAGUGCGCCAACGCCACCACAAGACGUUGAGGUCUCGGAAGUGUUCCAGACUUCAUGUGUCGUUGCAUGGAAAGUUCCACAAGACGAUGGUGGAUCACCAAUCAUCAAAUACGUCAUUGAACGACAGGACUUGUCGCUAAAAGCUGGCUGGGACAACGUUGCCGAAGUGGCGCACGGACAACCCACUAAAUUCAAGGUCGAAGACCUUGUCGCAAAGAAAACAUACAAAUUCAGAAUUCGUGCCGUUAAUAAGAUUGGAUCUAGUGAACCUGGACUCUUUGGCAAGCCUGUUCUUGCAAAGGAUCCAUGGGAUGAGCCAUCGAAGCCCAAGGGCGUAGAGCUGAAGGAUUGGGACAAAGACCAUGCUGAUCUUAAAUGGCAAAAGCCUGACAACGAUGGUGGAGCGCCGAUCACUGGCUACGUCAUCGAGUAUAAGGAGAAAUUCGGCAAAGACUGGGUAAAGGGCAAAGAAGUGGAUGGCGAUUGCCUAGAAGCAACCCAAGACGGACUUAAAGAGGGAUGCACUUAUGAGUUCAGAGUCCGUGCCAUCAACAAGGCCGGUCCCGGUGAACCUAGUGACAGCACUAAGCCAAUUGUUGCUAAGUGCAGAUUUGUUAAGCCAUACAUUGUUGGAGAGGGUCUUCAGAGUAUGAUCAUCAAAAAGGGACAAGUCAUUUCCUUCGACAUUAAAUACGGUGGUGAGCCCGAACCGGAAGUUAAAUGGAUGCACGGGGAAGAGGAAAUUCGCGACGAUGGAGAACGUAUCACCAUCGACAAAUAUGAGAAAAACACUGUAUUAACUGUUAGGAAAACUACCCGAAUUGACAGUGGAAAAUACAAAUUGGUACUUACCAACUCGUCUGGUACUUGCGAAAGCAUUGCUGACGUAGUAGUUCUAGACAAACCUAACCGACCGAAUGGACCAAUUGAAGUUGUUGAGAUUCGCGCUGAAAAAGCAACUGUCAAAUGGCAAAAGCCUGACGACUGGCAAGGAUCUGAUAUUACCGGAUACACACUUGAGAAAAUGGACUUGGAUACCGGUAAUUGGGUACCUUGUGGUGAAUGUGGCCCAGAACCUACAGAGUUCACGGUCAAGGGUCUGACACCAAAUCACAAAUACAAGUUUAGAGUUCGAGCUGUAAAUAAGGAAGGUGAAUCAGAACCAUUAGAAACGGAUGGAGCCAUUGUUGCAAGGAAUCCUUACGGUAUGGAACCGCCAACUGAUAAUGGUGGUAGGCCGAUACUCGGAUACGUGAUCGAAAUGAAAGACAAAUUCACUGCUGACUGGAUAGAGGUUGGUAAACUAACAGAGCCCAAAACGGAGUACAAGGUUGAGGGACUUAAGGAAAAGAUGAUCUACCAGUUCCGUGUAAAAGCUUACAACAAGGCUGGUGUGGGCGAUGCUUCACAACCAACUGAAAACCAUCUGUGCAAGCACAGGAACUUGAAACCUCGUAUUGAGCGCAGCACAUUCAAGUCAGUCAUUAUUAAGGCUGGACGUACACACAAGUGGUCAGUUGAUGUCAUUGGUGAACCUCCACCGGAGACCACAUGGUCAUGGCGAGAGAACAUCAAGCUCGUUAACACUGAGCGCAUCAAGAUUGAGAACAAAGAGUAUCACACAGACUUCACAAUAGUGAAUGCUGUGCGACGUGACACGGGCAAGUACACACUGCGGGCUGAGAACUGCAAUGGCUUUGAUGAGGAGACUGUUGAGUUGACAGUACUGAGCAAGCCAAGUGCACCUAAAGGACCGUUGGAAGUAACAGACGUGCACGCGGAAGGUUGCAAAGUGAAAUGGGAGAAGCCGGAAGACGACGGCGGCUCUCCUGUCAAGGAGUACGAGCUGGAGAAGAUGGACCUUGCGACCGGCAAGUGGGUCCGUGUUGGAAGAGUGGCGGGUGACAAGAAGCCGUUAGAGAUGGAGGUGACAGGCCUGGAACCCGGACACCAGUACAAGUUCCGUGUCACCGCUGUCAAUGACGAGGGAGACUCGGAGCCGCUAGAGACAGAGCGCGCUGUACUCGCCAAGAAUCCAUACGAUGUAUCGGAUAAGCCCGGCAACGUGGAGGUGGCGGAUCACGACAACCAGAGCGCUGACAUCAAAUGGGAGCCGCCGGCGAACGAUGGUGGCGCCCCCAUACUCAAGUACAUCAUACAGAAGAAACCCAAGGGUGGAGACUGGGAGACUGCUGCUGAGGUGCCCGGAUCAGCAACAUCAGCUAAAGUGGACGGUCUACCUGAAGGCAGUGAGUACCAGUUCCGUGUGAUCGCAGUCAACAAAGCCGGACCUUCAGAGCCUUCUGAUGCCACCAAGAUGACCACCAUCAGACACAAAGCUCUGAAGCCUCGCAUCGACCGCACGAAUCUUAAAGCGCUUGCAGUGCGAGCCGGUAAGCCUAUAUUCUUCGAUGUGAACGUCCGCGGCGAGCCCGCACCUAAAGUGCAAUGGUUCCAGAAGUGGAAGGCAGAAGAGAAAGAGGUAACAGAGAACGUGAUCAACGUGGAUUAUAACACGAAGCUGGACAUCAAAGAGUCUGUACGUGCUAUGACGGGUACUUACCGCAUCCUGGCCACCAACGAGCACGGCAGCGACGAGGCCGAGGUGGAGAUUACGGUAUUGUCCGCUCCCGGCAAGCCUACAGGACCUCUCAAGGUCACCGAUGUAACUAAGAACGGCUGCAAACUCGCCUGGAAGAAGCCUGAGGAUGAUGGUGGUAAACCCGUCACUGGCUAUGUUGUUGAGAAGCUGAACAAGGCAACCGGCCGCUGGGUGCCAGUUGGCAAGACUGACGACACGGAGAUGGAGAUCAAGGGUCUGCAGGAAGGCGAGGAGUACGAGUUCAGAGUACGCGCCGUCAAUGAGGAGGGAGAGUCCGAGCCUUUGAAGACAGAUCACUCUAUAUUGGCUAAGAAUCCAUACGAUAUCCCUGGAAAGCCGUCAGUGCCUACUAUCGAGGACUGGGACGUGGACCGCGUGGAUCUCAAGUGGGAAGCGCCUAAGAACACAGGCGGUGCGCCCAUCACUGGUUACAUUAUCGAGAAGAAAGAGAAGUUUGGACAAUGGCAGGAGGCACUCGUUACCACGACGCCGGAAUGCAAGGCGCGUGUACCAGAGUUGCGUGAAGGCAAUACGUACCAGUUCCGCGUGCGCGCAGUCAACAAGGCAGGCCCGGGAGAACCUGGCGAGCCGACACAGCCGCACGUCGCUAAAGCCAGAUUCUUGAAACCAUACAUAAACCGCGACAAGAUGGUGGCAAUCCGCGUACGUGCUGGUACCACCAUCAGACUGGAUGUCGACGUGAGGGGAGAGCCCCCGCCGACGAAGACAUGGACAUUCGCCAACAAGGUGAUUGAAACCGGUGUCGGUGUCAAGUUGGAAAACGAGGACUAUAACACAAAGCUCCAGAUCUUCGAGUCCACCUGGAAGAACUCUGGUAUCUACACGCUCAAGGCGGAGAACGACUCGGGCGUGGAUGAGGCUACCGUGGAAGUAACCGUACUUGACAAGCCAGGCAAGCCCGAAGGUCCGCUGGAGGUGUCCGACGUGCAUGCUGACCAUGUCAAGUUGAGCUGGAACAAGCCGAAGCACACCGGCGGGCUGCCACUCAGCGCGUACGUUGUAGAGAAGAUGGACACGCUCACUGGAAAAUGGGUGCCAGCGGGUACUGUGGAGCCUGAUACCACAGAGGCUACUGUCACUGGUUUAGAAGCCGGUCAUACUUAUCAGUUCAGGGUAAAGGCCCUGAACGAGGAAGGUGAGUCGGAGCCCCUGGACACGGACCACGGCAUCCUGGCGAAGAACCCGUACGAUGUGCCCGCGCCCCCCGGACUGCCAGACAUUGUGGACUGGGACGAGAAGUCCGCCAAGCUCAAAUGGGAGCCUCCCAUCAGGGACAAUGGAGCACCCAUCACUGGAUACAUUAUCGAAGUCAUGGAUAGAGAUAGGGGCGAGUUUGUUAAGGCCGCCGAGAUCCAUGGCAACAUCUGUCAGGGCACCGUACCCAAGCUGGAGGAAGGCAAUCAGUACCAGUUCAGAGUGCGUGCCUUGAACAAGGCCGGUCAGUCCGAGCCCUCGGAGAACACCAACUGGCAUACUGCUAAACCAAGAUUCUUGAAACCGCGCAUCGAUCGUACAAACUUGAACCCGUUGACUGUAAAAGCUGGGUUGCCAGUAUCAUUAGAUGUGAAAGUAUUCGGUGAACCACCGGCCACAGUCACCUGGUACUUCAAGGGUGAGGAGCUGAAGAACGGCCCCAACUUGGAGAUCAUCAAUGUGGAUUAUAACACCAAGUUCCUGAUGACGAAGAGCAAACGCGCCAACACCGGAAAAUACGUCAUUAAGGCGAAGAACGAAGUCGGUGAAGACGAGGCUGAAGUCGAGAUCACAAUUCUCGGCAAGCCAUCUAAACCCAAGGGUCCGUUGGAAGUGUCUGACGUGACAAAGAACAGCUGCACACUGACAUGGGACAAGCCGGAGGACGACGGUGGCGCCCCCAUCGAGUACUACGAGAUUGAGAAGUUGGAUCCACUUACUGGACAAUGGCUGCCGUGCGGUACCGCUAAAGACUGUAAGGCGAACAUAGCAGGCCUGCAGGAGGGCAAGCCAUACAAGUUCCGCGUCAAGGCUGUCAAUAAGGAGGGAGAGUCCGAGGAACUGGAGACUGAGAAACCAAUCAUCGCUAAGAAUCCAUACGACGAGCCCGGCAAGCCCGGCAGGCCGGAGCCCCGCAACUGGGAUAAGGACUUUGUUGACCUCGAGUGGUCCCCGCCUAAGGAGGAUGGCGGCGCCCCCAUAACUGGAUAUAUUAUACAGAAACGUGAGAAGGGUGGAAGAACAUGGCAAGACUGUCUGAAGACAAGCGGGGAGCGUCCCACUGGCCGCGUGACUGACGUGGAAGAGGGCCAUGAGUACCAGUUCCGUGUGAUCGCUGUCAACAAGGCAGGUCCUGGAGAACCCUCGGAGCCCAGUCGAUCUGUUAUCGCCAAGCCGAGAUUCUUGGCACCUCAAAUCGACCGCAAAUACCUACAAAAACGUAAGAUCAAGGUAGGCCAGACGCUCAAGAUGGAAGCGGAUGUCAAGGGUGAACCGGAACCCACCAUCACAUGGACCUUCAACGACCAGACUCUCAAGACCGAGGAGAGGUUGAAGAUAGAGAACAAAGACUAUCACACCUCGUUCUCAUUACUGAAGGUGACCAGAGCUGAUAGUGGCAAAUACACAGUCACAGCCAAGAACGACUCUGGAACUGAUACGGUGGACAUCGAAGUGUCCGUUGUUAGCAAACCAGCUAAACCUAAAGGACCAUUGCAAGUGUCUGAUGUCAAAGCAGACGGCUGCAAACUCAAAUGGGAACCUCCAGAGGACGACGGCGGCGAGCCUGUCGAGAGCUACGUUGUUGAACGUAUGGAUACCGACUCUGGUAGAUGGGUGCCCGUCUGCACCACAAAGACCCCAGAGGCUGACGUCACUGGACUCAAUGAGGGCAAGGACUACAUGUUCAGGGUGAAAGCUGUCAACCCUGAGGGAGAGAGCGAGCCGCUCGUCACUGAGACUGCUACUACAGCUAAGAAUCCUUAUGGUGAACCUGAUGCACCUGGUAAACCAGAAUUCAAGGACUGGGACAAACAACACGUGGACCUCAAAUGGGAGAAGCCUGCUAACGACGGUGGCGCCCCCAUCACAGCAUACAUCGUGGAGAAGAAAGACCGCGAUACUGGCAAAUGGGUGAAAGCUGUUGAGGUCCCAGGACACAAGACAGAAGCUCGUGUUCCAGAUCUGAUAGAAGGCAAGACAUACCAGUUCCGUGUGAAGGCGGUGAACAAGGCCGGCCCCGGCAAACCAUCACAAGCCACAGAUAAUCUCUUGGCUAAGGAUAGAUUUGCUCCGCCUAAGAUCGACCGCACGAAUAUGCGCGACAUUACUAUCAAGGCGGGUCAGAUGAUCCGACUAGAUGUUAAAGUCAGCGGUGAGCCUCCACCGACCAAGACCUGGUUCCAGAACAAGGAGAGGUUGUCGUCACGCGACGACCUGUCCAUAGACUCUGAGGAGUAUCGCAUCAAGUUGUCUGUGGUGGUCGCGUCACGCAAACACAGCGGCACCUACGUCCUCAAAGCUGAGAACAGCAGCGGACGGGAUGAAGCCUCUAUUGAAGUUAAAGUCCUGGACGUGCCUGCUAAACCUGAGGGACCACUUAAGAUUUCCGACGUGCACAAAGAAGGUUGCACGCUGAAAUGGAACGCGCCAUUGGACGACGGUGGCGCCCCCAUCGAUCACUACUUGGUGGAGAAACUGGACACGGAGACUGGUCGCUGGGUGCCCGCACUCAAAACCAAGGAGCCCAAGGCUGAAGUGGAGAAUCUGGUGCCAGGACACGAGUACAAGUUUAGAGUGUCCGCUGUCAACAAUGAAGGUGUUUCUGAACCACUGGAGGGCGAUCAUUCGAUUAUCGCUAAGAAUCCGUUCGACGAGCCCGGUAAACCUGGUACACCCGAGGUGGUGGACUGGGACAAAGACCACGUGGACCUUAAGUGGCAGAAGCCUAUCAAGGACGGUGGCGCCCCCAUCACUGGAUAUAUUAUCGAGAAGAGAGAAGUCGGCUCGCCCAAGUGGGUGAAAGCCUGCGAGGUUGGGCCCAAUGACAACGAGAAAGCCACAGUACCGAAUCUAGACGAGGGUGUGGAGUACGAAUUCAGAGUGAAGGCGGUGAACGAGGCCGGACCUGGCGAGCCUAGCGAUGCCAGCAAGUCCGUCACAUGCAAACCUAGGCGACUGGCACCAAAGAUAGAUCGUCGCAAUCUGCGUCCCAUCAAGGUGCGUGAGGGCGAGCCCAUCUCGCUAGACGUGAAGGUAACAGGAGAACCAGCGCCUGACGUCACCUGGACACUCAACGGCAAGUCUGUUACCUCCGGUAACGGACUUAAGUUGGUGAAUGUACCAUACCUGAGCAAGUACCAGCACGCUAGUCCGCGCCGCAAGGACUCCGGCACCUACAAAAUACAGGCCAUCAACAAGUACGGACAGGAUACUGCUGAGCUGGAGAUCACUGUCACUUCGAAACCGGACAAACCUGAAGGUCCAUUGGAAGUGUCUGAUGUACACAAGGAUGGCUGCACUCUGAAAUGGAAACGACCCAAGGACGACGGCGGUGAGCCUAUUGAAAGCUACGUGGUGGAGAAGUACGACACAGAGACAGGAACAUGGAUGCCUGUUGGCAAGACCCUUGGCAACGUGCCUGAGAUGGAGGUGGAUGGUUUGAUCCCCGGCCACGAGUACAAGUUCCGCGUGAAGGCUGUCAACAAGGAGGGAGAGUCGGAGCCGUUAGAAACAUUCGGCGCUAUUGUCGCCAAGGAUCCAUUCACUGUACCAGACGCUCCAUCAACACCAGUACCUGAUGACUGGUCUGCCAACCACGUGGACCUGAAGUGGGAGGCGCCGAUAUCUGACGGCGGGUCCCCCAUCAUUGGAUAUAUUAUUGAGAAGAAGGACAAGUACAGUCCAUUGUGGGAGAAGGCUCUGGAGACUCACACGCCGACUCCAAGUGCUACUAUCAAUGGUCUGAUAGAAGGCAACGAGUACCAGUUCCGCGUGAUAGCUGUGAACAAGGCGGGUCAGAGUAAGCCGUCUGAAGGCAGCAAGACGUUCGUGGCUAAGCCUCGCUUCCUCGCGCCAAAGAUCGACCGUCGUCAUCUGCGUGAUGUGACUCUCUCCGCCGGCGCCACGCUCAAGUUUGAAGCCGCCAUUACCGGCGAGCCCGCGCCCGCUGUCGAAUGGAGAUAUCAGAACAUGCCUCUCCGUCCAUCAAAGGCGGUGACAAUCGACUCUCCUGACUACUUCACCAAGCUGGUGGUCCGUCCAGUGCGACGUGACGACUCCGGCGAGUACACUGUCACAGCUGUCAACUCCAGCGGCAAGGAUACUGUCACUAUCAACGUGCUCGUCACUGAUAAACCCACUAAGCCUGAAGGACCUCUACAAAUCUCAGACGUACACAAAGAAGGUGCGACAUUGAAAUGGAAGCGGCCAAAGGACGACGGAGGUGCGCCCAUAGAGUACUACCAAGUGGAUAAACUGGACACGGAGACUGGCUGCUGGGUGCCUUGUGCACGCUCUGAGGAGCCAAAAUGUGAAGUGACUGGUCUGACGCCGGGCAAGGAAUACAAGUUCCGCGUGUCGGCUGUCAACUCGGAGGGCGAGUCGGAGCCUCUAGUCUCCGAGACUAGUAUCGUCGCCAAGAAUCCCUUUGAUGAACCUGGAGCGCCAGGCACGCCUUCGGUGACGGAUUGGGACAAGGACCACGUGGACCUCAAGUGGACCCCGCCUAAGGAAGACGGUGGUGCCCCCAUCGAAGGUUACAUUGUGGAGAAGAAGGACAAGUUCGGCAACUGGGAGAAAGCUCUCGAAGUGCCGGCUGACAAGACCACUGCGACAGUACCUGACCUUGUUGAAGGUCAGACGUAUGAGUUCAGAGUGCGAGCUGUGAACAAAGCUGGUCCGGGCGAGCCCAGUGACAGUACACAUCCUAUCGUGGCCAAGCCUCGCAACAUGGCGCCCAAGAUUGACAGGACUAACCUCAUUGAUAUCAAGAUUAAAGUCGGGCAGAAGUUUGCCUUCGACGUCAAGGUUUCCGGUGAACCGAUGCCGGAGACGAAAUGGUUCUUAGCCAAGAAGGAGGUGAAGUCGUACGGUGACAUGAAGGUGCAGCAUUCAGACUAUAACACGAAGCUGACGUGCAAGGCUGCCACGAGGUCUGACAGCGGCCGGUACACCAUCACCGCAGAGAAUGUCAACGGUAAAGAUGUCGCUGAAGUCGAGGUGAUCGUGCUCAGCGUGCCCAGUCCACCUGGAGGACCACUUAAGGUAUCAGACGUGCACGCUAACGGUGCUAAGUUGUCAUGGAAUCCGCCAGCGGAUGACGGUGGUCAACCCAUAGAGAAGUACGUUGUUGAGCGCAUGGAUGAAGCUACGGGCCGCUGGGUACAGGCCGGAGAGACCCUCGGCCCCGAGACCAGCCUGCCAGUAGACGGCCUGCAGCCAGGACACAAGUACAAGUUCAGGGUGCGCGCUGUUAACAGACAAGGCAAAUCGGAACCUCUGACGACACCUCACGCUACUGAAGCUAAGAAUCCAUUCGACGUUGCCGGCAAGCCCGGCACGCCUAAGAUCAAGGACUUCGACAAGGACUUUGUGGAGCUGGAAUGGACCCGCCCAGAGACCGACGGUGGCGCCCCCAUCACGGGUUACGUCAUCGAGAAGAAGGAUCGCUUCUCACCCGACUGGGAGGAGUGUGCUCAGAUCGAGGGUGAUGUAACUUCUGGUAAAGUUCCGGACCUCAUCGAAGGCAAUACAUACGAGUUCCGCGUACGAGCGGUCAACAAGGCCGGCAAGGGCGUGCCCAGCGACGGAACAGCGCCGCAUCUCGCCAGGCCUAAGAACUUACCACCCAAAAUUGACAGAAACUUCAUGUUUGACAUUAAGAUCAAAGUCGGACAGAACUUCGAUCUUGAAGUGCCCGUGGCGGGAGAACCAACGCCCACCAAGGAAUGGCUGCACGGUGACAACGUCGUUCUCAACACUGACAGGAUCAAGAUUGUCAAUGACGCUCACACCACCAAGUUCCGUGUCAUCGACGCUAAGAGAGCAGAUUCUGGAACCUACACUCUCAAAGCCAAAAAUAUUAAUGGCACUGAUUCUGCUACUGUUAAAGUUUUAGUAAUGGACGUGCCGACUGCACCCGAGGGACCGCUUCGUGUAGACGAUAUUACGAAGUCUGGCUGCUCGCUGCGCUGGCGGCCACCUAAGGACGACGGUGGCUGUGAGAUCACACACUAUGUUGUUGAAAAAAUGGACCAAGAAAACCUCCGCUGGGUUCCCGCUGGAGAAGUGCAAGGUUGCCACAUGCGUAUUGAUCAUCUGAUUGAAGGACACGACUACAACUUCCGCGUCCGCGCCGUCAACAAACAAGGCGAGUCGCAGCCGCUCGUAGGCCACGAACCUAUCACCGCCAAGGAUCCGUACGGAACACCAGACAAACCUGGCAUUCCGGUCGUCAAGGACUGGGACAAAGAUCACAUGGACUUGGAAUGGGUCCCACCCAAGAAAGAUGGCGGCACUCCAAUUACAGGAUACAUUAUCGAGGCCAAGAAGAAGUACGGACCUUGGGAAGUCGCAGCCACUGUACCAGGAAACCAAACCACAGCUACGGUUCCAGGAUUGCAAGAAGGAGAGGAGUACGAAUUCAGAGUCAUCGCUGUUAACAAAGCGGGCAACGGUGAACCUAGCGACGCGUCCACUCCGCAAGUCGCUAAAGCCAGGUUCUGUGCUCCACAUUUCGACAAGAUGCUGCUCGCUGACAAGACCGUCAAGGCUGGACAGCGCAUACAGUACGAGAUACCGAUCGAAGCCUCACCCAAGCCGACUGUCGAAUGGCAGGUCAACGGAAAAGUUGUUCAGCCAUCAGAUAGGAUUGAUAUUCAAAUUUUGCACAACAGGGUUAUCUUAGACAUUCCAUUCUCCGUUCGCUCCGACGGCGGAGUUUACAAAUUGACAUUGAAGAAUGAUCUUGGAGUAUGUUCAGCGUCGGCUCAAGUCACAGUUCUAGACAAACCGUCCAGACCGGAGAAGCCGCUCGUGGUCUCCGAUGUUACAAAGGAUUCCUGCUCGCUGUCAUGGAAGGUCCCGCUCGACGACGGUGGAUCACCCAUCUUGCAUUACGUAAUCGAGAAAAUGGACUUAUCUCGCGGCACGUGGUCAGAUGCUGGCAUGAGCACCUUCCUUUCCCACCAAGUGACAAGAUUAAUACACAUGAAGGAAUAUCUGUUUAGAGUAAGCGCAGUAAAUGCUAUCGGUCAAUCUGAACCACUCGAAUUGGACCGCGCUAUUGUUGCGAAGAACGAAUUCGACGAACCUUCCGCUCCUGGCAAACCUGUAGCAACAGACUGGAGCAAGGAUCACGUCGAUUUGGAAUGGGCCGCUCCCAAAUCAGACGGCGGUGCACCCAUUACCGGAUACAUUGUACAAAAGAAGGAAAAGGGCAGCCCCUACUGGGUAAAUGCUGUCCAUGUGCCUCCUAAACAGACUAAGGCCACUGUGCCAGAUCUAAUAGAAGGUCAAGACUAUGAAUUCAGAAUUAUUGCCGUCAACCAAGCUGGACAGUCCGAACCUAGUGAACCUUCCGAUAUUAUCACUGCCAAGGACAGAUUUGUCGCACCUAAAAUCAUCACACCACUUAAGGAGGUUCGCAUCAAGGCUGGGCUUAUUUUCCACGUGGACGUGGACUUCAUCGGAGAGCCUACGCCAGACGUCAAAUGGACUUGCGACGGUAGAACUGUGGUAACUAACGAAAGAACUACUGUUACCUCGGUGGGACACCACACUAUUAUUCAUACUGUAAACUGCAAGCGAUCAGAUGCUGGCAAAUACAACUUAUUCUUGAAGAAUGACUCUGGAACUGACGAGGGCAGCUUUGAACUGAUCGUUUUGGACGUACCUGGAGCACCUCAGCCUCCAUUUGAGUACGAGGAAAUCACUGCACAAUCUGUUACUUUAUCGUGGAAGCCACCUAAGGACAAUGGCGGCAGUGAACUUACCGCUUACGUUAUUGAAAAACGUGAUCUCACUCAUGGUGGCGGCUGGGUUCCGGCUGUUACUUACAUCAACCCUAAAAAUACACAUGCAACUGUUCCUCGAUUGUCCGAGGGCACCAAGUACGAAUUCAGAGUAUUUGCAGAGAACUUGCAGGGUCGUUCUGAGCCUCUUGUGACCGACAAACCUGUUGUUGCCAAGAACCAAUAUACCGUGCCUGGCAAACCAGGAAAACCAGAGCUCGUUUCCGCGGAUAAAGACCAUAUUAAGAUCAAAUGGUCUUCGCCUAUAUCGAACGGUGGCUCUAACAUUCUGGGCUACGACGUCGAAAGAAGGGACAAAGCUACAGGCAGAUGGAUCAAGCUCAACAAGGAACCUGUUAGGUUCAACGAGUAUGAGGACGACAGGGUUCAAGAAGGUCACCAAUACGAAUAUAGAGUAUCUGCUGUCAACGCAGCCGGACCUGGCCAGCCUUCUGAGCCAUCCAAUGUUAUCAUUGCUAAGCCAAUGAAAGAGAAACCUAAACUGUCUCUCGACCACCUCAUCGGUCGUAAGAUCAAGGUCCGCGCUGGUGAACCGAUCAAUAUUAACAUUCCAAUCGCCGGUGCACCGACACCGAAGGUUACCUGGACAAAGGGUGCCAUCCCGCUCGUUCCUUCACACAGACUGUCCGCUGAGACGAGUCCCGAUGAGACCAAGCUCAGCAUCGAGAAGUCCACUAGAGACGAUGCUGGCAAAUAUACUAUCACUGCAACUAAUGAAUAUGGCAAAGACUCUGCUGACAUUGAGGUUAUUGUCGUCGACAAACCUGGUGUACCUAAAGGACCGUUAUCGUGCACACCUGUUACUCACGAGACCAUGAGUCUGACGUGGUUACCACCCACAGAUGACGGCGGCAGUGAAAUCACUGGCUACGUCGUCGAGGUCGCCGAAUUCGGUGUCAACGACUGGCGCACUGUCGCAGGUUUCUGUCCAAAGUGCUCGUUUACUGUUAAGAACCUAACAGAGGGUAAGAAAUACGUCUUUAGAGUACGAGCUGAGAACUUGUACGGACUCUCCGAUCCGCUGGAGAGCAAGCCGAUUAUCGCCAAACUACCUUUCGAUCCACCAGAUGCGCCAGACACGCCUAAGAUCACUGGCUACAGUGCAAACAGCUGCUCUCUCGAAUGGCAGCCGCCGACCAACACCGGCGGAAAGCCUAUUACCGGUUACAACGUCGAGAAGAGAGAACGUGGUGGUGAAUGGAUAAAGGUUAACAACUAUCCUACACCCAACACGUGCUACACCGUUCAAGACUUACGUGAGGGUAAUCGCUACGAGUUCCGUGUUAUCGCAGUCAACGAAGCCGGUCCUGGCAAACCCAGCAAACCGACAGAACCUAUUAUUGCACAAACUCAGAGGCUUAAGCCCAGCGCUCCCGAGGCGCCUAAACCAGACAGAAUCACUAAAGAUUCGGUUACGCUCUCGUGGAGACCGCCGAAGAGCGACGGCGGAGCAAAGAUUAAGGGCUAUAUCAUCCAACAGAAGGCCAAGGGAGACAAAGACUGGAAGGAUGUUAACGACACACCUAUCCCGAGCCUCGUUCACACGGUACCAAAACUCAAGGAAGGUGAAGAGUACCAGUUCAGAGUUAUCGCCGUUAAUGAAGUCGGCAAUUCGGAGCCUAGCAAACCGACUGCCGAUAUUACGAUUGCCGAACAACCGAACAAACCUUGCAUGGAUCUCGGCGGAGUGCGCGACAUCACAGUGCGCGCGGGUGAAGAUUUCUCUAUUCACGUGCCGUACACCGGCUUCCCGCAACCGACCGCAUCCUGGUUCGCCGACGAUAACCUCCUCGACGUCGACGGCGAUUCGAGAAUAUUCCAGAAGAUCACACCGGACUCCGCUUCACUCGUGGUUAAGAACGCCAAGAGAUCAGACGGAGGCCAGUAUAGAUUACAACUCCGCAACCCAUCCGGAUACGACACGGCCACCAUUAACGUGCGCGUGCUCGACAGACCCGGUAAACCUGAAAACCUUCGCGCCGACGAAUUCGAGGGCGAAGCGCUCACGCUCUACUGGAACCCGCCCAAAGACAAUGGAGGUGGAGAGAUCACAAACUACGCUGUGGAAAAACGCGAAGCACGUUCACCAACUUGGACCAAGGUGUCCGGAUACGUCACGACACCGUUCCUCCGCGUGAAGAACUUGACCGUCGGCAGGGACUACGAGUUCAGGGUCAUGGCUGAAAACCAAUACGGCCAAUCUGAUCCUGCGCAGACGACCGAACCGAUCAAGGCCAGGCAUCCGUUCGACCCGCCGGGCCCGCCCGGCGUGCCGCGAUCCGUCGAGACCACGGAGACGUCGAUUACGGUCACUUGGUCCAAGCCGCGCAACGACGGCGGCUCCCCGAUCACUGGCUACAUCCUCGAGAAGAGGCUCAUCACCGAAGACAAGUGGACGAAGGCGUGCCACGCUCACAUUCCAGACACGACGUACCGGGUGACCGGACUGAUCGAGAACCACGAGUACGAGUUCCGCGUGUGCGCUGUGAACGCGGCCGGACAGGGGCCAUACUCGCAGAGUUCGGACGCGAUCCGCGCCUGCGCCCCGCCUAACUGCCCGCGCAUCACCAGCGACCUCAGCCUGCGCGACAUCACCGUCAUCGCCGGCGAGGAGAUCAAGAUCACCGUGCCCUUCACCGGCAACCCGAGACCAAAGGUGUCAUGGAUCGUGAACAACGACGAAGUGUUCCCGGACAACCGCAUCCGCUUCGUGACUUCAGACCGCGACACAGUAUUCCUUAACAGCAGCGCCAAGCGUUCCGAUACCGGCUCCUACACCGUGCAGCUAGUCAACAGCGAGGGCUCCGACAGUGGCACCUGCAGGGUGCUUGUUGUAGACAAGCCAUCACCACCAGUGGGUCCAUUGGAUUGUUCGGACAUAACGCCCGACACAUGCACCUUGUCAUGGAAACCACCGCUAGAUGACGGCGGCUCGCCCAUCACCAACUACAUUGUCGAGAAGUUGGACAACACUGGUGUAUGGUCGAAGAUAUCGUCAUUUGUACGCAACUGUCAUUACAAUGUCAUGGGAUUGGAACCGAAUAAAAGAUACACGUUCCGUGUUCGUGCUGAGAACCAAUAUGGCGUGUCCGAACCUCUGACUAUGGACGACUCGAUUACCGCCAAGUACUCGUUCACUGUACCGGACGCGCCGGGCAUGCCGCGCGUACUGGACUGGGACGGCUCAACGGCCACUGUAACAUGGGACCGACCACGCUCCGACGGCGGAGCUCGCAUACAAGGCUACAAGGUCGAGUUCAGAGAUGUCCAGGACAGUGUCUGGUCAAGUGCUGAUUACCUUGUCAAGGAAUGUAAUUACCAGGCUUAUAACUUGGAACCUGGACACGAAUACGAGUUCCGUGUGCGCGCUAAGAACGCUGCGGGUCUGAGCAAGCACUCUGCGAGCUCGGCUCCGUUCCGCGUGCGUGCGCGCGCCGCCCCGCCCUCCGCGCCGCAGAGCCCGCGCGUGCUGCGUGUCGGCCGCAACUACGUCGACCUCGUGUGGCAACCACCGGCUAAUGACGGAGGUUCGCGUAUAACUGGUUACAUAAUCGAGCGACGUGAAGUGAGCAGCUCUGUGUGGCUGAAGUGCAACGACUACAACGUGCAGGACACCAGCUACACCGCGCUGCAGCUGCACGAGCGCGCUGACUACGAGUUCCGUAUCAUUGCUGUCAAUGCUGCAGGAAAAUCUGAGCCAUCAAGCUGCACCACACCAGUUCGUACCGGCGAGGAGGCGGGUGGCGUUAAACCGGAGUGGCUGAAACCGUUACCGGCCACACUGACAGCGCCACUGGGUCGUCCUUACACGCUGCAGUGCCAGGCUAGUGGGACGCCAGUGCCCACUGGACGCUGGCUCAAGAAUGGACGCGAGAUCGUACUCGGUGCUAGAUAUAUUGCGGAGUCUCGUGAGGGCACGCUGAAACUGAACAUCCUGGAGGUGGCGGAUGGUGACGAGGGUGACUACACUUGUGAAGCUAUCAACAGCCUUGGCUUUAUCUACUGUAUUGCACAUCUUAAGAUCGGAAGUCCGCCUCGCAUCACUCGUAUGCCUGGUGACCUCCACCUGCCGGAGCACGACAACACAAAGAUUAAGAUCCUGUACACUGGUGACCAGCCGGUCGACGUGACGUUGUCGCGUGACGGCCGCGUGCUCACCGAGACACCGCACUUCAAGUACACCGUCUUUGAUGACUAUAUACUUAUCUUUAUCAAGGAUAUCACUAAAGAUGAUAUGGGCACAUACAAACUGACAAUCAAGAACAACUCUGGAGAGACAUCAGACACCUUCUCAGUGACGGUCACUGGAUUACCAGGACCACCACAAGGUCCACUGGAAGUUAGUGACAUAACGCGUCAUACAUGCACGUUGUCAUGGAAACCGCCUGCUUAUGACGGAGGGUUGCCAAUCACGCAUUACGUGGUUGAACGCAUCGACGUGACGGGAACCACCUGGAUAACCAUAGCCUCGUCAGUACGUGACACCAAGUUUACAGUUCACGGUCUCACUGAAGGUCAAGAAUAUAACUUCAGGGUUCACGCCGCUAAUGAUAAUGGAAUUGGACCAGGAUUGGAAGGUGUCAACCCUGUUAAGGCUAAGGCACCAUUUGAUCCACCAUCAGCACCGGGCGUGCCCAAGAUUCUGGAAGUGGGCGGACACUUUGUACACCUUGAAUGGGAGAAACCUGAAAGUGAUGGCGGCGCUAGGAUACAAGGUUACUGGGUAGACAAGCGCGAGGUUGGCUCUAGCAGCUGGCAGCGUGUGAAUGCGACCCUGUGCCUGCCGACCCAGCUGAACUGCGCCAACCUGGUGGAGGGUCGUCAGUAUGAGUUCCAGGUGACGGCACAGAAUGAGGCCGGAGUAUCGCCGCCCAGCACUGCAUCGCAGCAAGUCAAGGUCGUCGAUCCUAAGGCGGCUACGCCACCGGAGAUCGUGAAACCUCUGAAGAACGCCAACUGUAUACAGAACCACAACGCCAAGUUCCAGUGCACCAUCACUGGAUCACCCAAACCUACCAUCACUUGGUAUAAGGGUGCACGUGAGAUAACAAAUGGUCCUCGGUACCGCAUCUGGAGCGAGGGAGACAACCACUUCCUGACUGUUGCUGAUGUGUUCGGUGAGGACGCGGACGAGUACGUGUGCCGCGCUGUCAACCGCGCUGGAGUCAAGAGCACGCGCGCUGAGCUGCUCAUUAUGACUGCACCAAAACUGAACGUACCUCCUCGGUUCCGUGACACGGCGUACUUCGACAAGGGAGAAAACGUUGUGAUCAAGAUCCCCUUCACUGGCCAUCCAGUGCCCAAGAUCACGUGGGUGCGCGAAGGAGAGACCAUCGAGUCUGGUCUGCACUACCAUGUCGAGAGGAAAGAGCGCCACGCGAUCUUAACCAUCCGUGACGCCAGCAAGAUGGACUCAGGUCCGUACAGGAUCACCGCGGAGAAUGAACUGGGACAGGACUCUGCAGUUAUCAAUAUUGAAAUCAGUGACCGUCCGGACCCGCCGCGGUUCCCGGCCGUGGACAGCAUCGGUGUGGACUCGCUGGCGGUCAGCUGGCGUGCACCUGUAUGGGACGGCGGCUCUGACAUCACCAGCUACCUGGUAGAGAAGAGGGAACAUCCCAUGACCAGCUGGAUACGAGUUGGUACCACCAGGUUCACGACCAUGGCAGUGACAGGAUUAGUUCCAGGCAAACAAUACGAGUUCCGCGUGUACGCUGAGAACAUCUACGGCCGCUCGGAGCCCAGCGAGCCUACCACACUCGUCCAGACCAAGGCUAUCAUCAAGAAGGAAUUCAAGAAGAAGGAAUAUCCAGUGGACGAGACUGGCAAACGUAUCCGCACGAACGCGGACCACGGGCCUGUGAAGGAUUACGACAGUUACGUAUUUGACGUGUACAGCAAGUACGUGCCGCAGCCUGUCGACAUCAGCACCUGUUCUGUGUAUGAUAAAUACGAUAUACUGGAGGAGAUUGGCACAGGCGCGUUCGGUGUGGUGCACAGAUGUCGCGAGAGGAGCACAGGCAACUACUUCGCGGCUAAGUUCAUACCGGUCGCCGGUGCGAUGGAGAAGGAGCUAAUUAAGAAAGAGAUAGAUAUAAUGAAUCAGCUACACCACAGAAAACUUAUCAACUUGCACGACGCUUUCGAAGAUGAUGAUGAAAUGGUGCUGAUAUUCGAAUUUUUGUCUGGCGGUGAGUUGUUCGAACGCAUCACGGAGCCAGGAUACAGCAUGAGCGAAGCAGAGGCAGCUCAUUACAUGCGGCAGGUGUGCGAGGGAGUGCGUCACAUGCACGAGCAGAACAUCAUACAUCUCGACCUCAAACCAGAGAAUGUCAUGUGUCAGACAAGAACCGGCACUGAUGUUAAGAUUAUCGAUUUCGGACUGGCUACAAAACUGGACCCCAACGAGGUCGUCAAGAUAUCAACUGGUACAGCGGAGUUCGCGGCACCAGAGAUCGUGGAGCGCGAGCCGGUCGGCUUCUACACAGACAUGUGGGCAGUUGGCGUGCUGGCUUACGUGCUAUUGUCUGGAUUAUCACCGUUUGCGGGUAACAACGAUAUUGAGACCCUCAAGAACGUGAAGGCUUGUGACUGGGAGUUCGAUGAAGAGGCCUUCCAGCACGUCUCCGAUGACGCUAAAGACUUCAUCAGACGUCUGCUUGUUAAGAACAAGGAGAAGCGCAUGACCGCGCACGAGUGCCUCGCUCACCGCUGGCUGGCGGGAGAGGGCGCUGCCUCCCGCACCGCGCCCGUGCCCGCGCGACGCCUCGAACAGAUGCGCGACAGGUUGCGCGCCAGGUAUCAGAACUGGUCGUCGUUCGUGUUGCCGAUCGGCAGGCUGAGCGAGUACAGUUCCCUGCGCAAGUUGCUCAUUGAGAAGUGGAAGAUAUACGAUGGACAGUUCGACCGUCGUCAAGCUGCACCACGCUUCGUGAUAAAGCCGCAGUCAGCGUUCUGCUACGAGGGCCAGUCAGUGAAGCUGUACUGCCGCGUGGUGGCCUGCGCCACACCCACUGUCACGUGGUCGCGCAACAACCGCGAACUGCGACAGUCUGUCAAGUUUAUGAAGAGAUACUCCGGCAACGACUACUACUUCAUAAUCAAUCGCACGAAGCUGGAAGACCGCGGCGAGUACAUCAUCCGCGCUGAGAACCACUACGGCUUCCGCGAGGAGGUCGUCUUCCUCAACGUGCAGCCGGUGCCGCGCGUGCAGCGCCAGCCUCCAGCUGAAGCUCCGCGCCGGCGCGAGGCCCUGCCCUACACGUUCUGGCAGGAGUCGAGCGAGACCGCGCCCGCCUUCACCUUCCAGCUGCGGCCGCGUGUGAUGCAGGCGCGCGACACCUGCAAGCUGCUCUGCUGUCUCAGCGGCAAGCCCACGCCCACCGUCAAAUGGUACAAGGAUAAACGCGAGUUAUCCAAGUACGACUACAACAUGACACACUCUGACGGUGUGGUGACAAUGGAGAUAGUUGACUGCCGGCCUGAGGACAGCGGCAAGUACACAUGUGUCGCCACCAACGUGCACGGCACUGAUGAGACAUCCUGCGUCGUUAUUGUUGAAGGCGAGGUGAUAAGCGCGGAGCAGGCUCAGCUGGCGCACAAGUUCCUGCACUCGGGUGACCGCCGCUACAUUGAGAAAUGGUGUAUAUGGCUGAUGCAGAAGACUGAUAACUAUUAUAUCGAAGCCAUUUAA